This is a messenger RNA of Penicillium odoratum, 909 nucleotides long. Its product is annotated as urate oxidase. NCBI's taxonomy places the organism in Eukaryota, Fungi, Ascomycota, Eurotiomycetes, Eurotiales, Aspergillaceae. The transcript has 3 exons. Gene Ontology annotation, biological process: urate catabolic process; purine nucleobase catabolic process. Gene Ontology annotation, molecular function: urate oxidase activity. The record is from RefSeq and is a predicted model, not a curated record. The coding region runs from base 1 to 909 and encodes 302 amino acids. Gene Ontology annotation, cellular component: peroxisome.
AUGAGUGCUCUCGCUGCUGCCCGUUACGGAAAGGACAAUGUCCGUGUGUUGAAGGUGAUGCGCGAUGAGAAGGCUGGUACCCAGACCGUCGUGGAGAUGACUGUCUGCGUCCUGCUUGAGGGCGACAUUGAGACCUCCUACACCAAGGCCGAUAACAGCGUCAUCGUCGCCACCGACUCCAUUAAGAACACUAUCUAUAUUACUGCUAAGCAGCAGCCCGUGACUACCCCCGAGGUCUUCGGUUCCAUCCUCGGCUCCCACUUCGUCGAGAAGUACAGCCACAUCCACGCCGCUCACGUCAACAUUGUCACCCACCGCUGGGUGCGCAUGAACAUCGAUGGAAAGCCUCACCCGCACUCGUUCCUCAAGGACAGCCCCGAGACCCGCAAUGUCCAGGUUGACGUUAUUGAGGGCAAGGGAAUCGAUAUCAACUCCUCCAUCAAGGGCCUGACUGUCCUCAAGAGCACCGGCUCGCAAUUCUGGGGCUUCCUUCGUGACGAGUUCACCACCCUCAAGGAGACCUGGGACCGCAUUCUCAGCACCGAUGUUGCGGCCAACUGGCAAUGGCGCCGCUUCGGCGGUUUGUCCGAGGUGAAGGCCAAUGUUGCUAAGUUCGACGCAACCUGGGAAGCGGCCCGCGCUAUCACCCUCAAGACCUUUGCUGAGGACGUCAGCGCCAGUGUCCAGGCGACUAUGUACAAGAUGGGCGAGCAGAUUCUUGCUGUCGCCCCUCUGCUUGACACCGUGGAGUACGAGCUGCCCAACAACCACUUCUUCGAGAUUGAUCUGAGCUGGCACAAGGGAACCAAGAACACCGGCAAGGACGCCGAGGUGUACGCUCCCCAGUCCAACCCCAAUGGUCUCAUCAAGUGCACCGUUGGCCGUGCUGCCCCCAAGGCCAAGCUGUAA